GUGUAAAGAAGUAAAUGUGUAAAGUAAAAGUACUACACAUACUAUAAAGUUUGUCUUUAAAUACUCAUCUUGAGGAAAAGAUACCUAUGAAUUAUCUUAUAUUAAUACAAGGUGCCCUCUGCCCUGUAUUAAAUGCUGACAAGAGGAAGCGGUACUUUGGCCUAGAUAAGUAUCAAGUCUAACAUGAGAAUAUUUGAUUCAUUUACAAACCAGUUAAACAUUAUCCCAAAACCAUCUCAAAAUACUUCUAAAGGUUAAACCCAUGUUUUCUCAAGAUUAAAUAUUAGUCCAAGCCUUGGGUACCCUCUCUGCUCAUCCCUUUCAUCUAAACCUGGGGAACUGAGAAAUAUUUUAGGUAUUUACAUCAAAGAAGAGACACUUUUUUUAUUACUGACCCCUGAAGGGCAGCUUCACAGCCCUGUAACCUAACUCUCUAAUCCCAGUUGAUUCCUUCAUUUUAACAGUAAAGGAUUCCCAGCACGUUGUGCAACCGCCUUCAGACACAGGAUUUUUAUGAACCGCUGCCCACCAAUGAGGUUCAAGCUGAGUUGUCUCAGGGCCCAGGGGAGUGGCGCUUGGAGCGAAGUUCUAGCGUGUUCAGGCAGGAUGUGCUGUCUGUCUUUCCAUUUUCUUCAUCCUUGCUCUGUAAGGAAGCCUCAGCGUUUCACUCCUAAUUGCUGACAUUUGGAAUUGCUGUCUCCGGAGUAGAUCAUGAGCAGAGCGACUGAGGUUGAAUGAGAAUGCAGGACACCUGGGAUUCACAGGAGAAACCGACGGGACAGAUCAGUGAUCACUAUACGCAGCUCCAAGAUGAGAGAAAAGCAGUGCAGAAGAGGACCUUCACCAGAUGGAUGAAUGUGUUUCUGAACAGAUGUGAUCCUCCACUUGAAGUGCACGACCUGUUUGUUGACAUUCAGGAUGGCAGAAUACUCAUGGCCCUGCUGGAGGAGCUGUCUGGGUGCAAACUGCUUUACAGGUUCAGGUCGUCUUCUCAUCGCAUUUUCAGGCUGAACAACAUUUCCAAGGCCCUAGCUUUCCUAGAUGAUCGACACGUGAGACUGUUUGGCAUCGAUGCCUCCGGUAUUGCUGAUGGCACCCCUUCUGUUGUACUUAACCUUGCCUGGAACAUCAUUCUUCAUUUCCAGGUAAAGGAGGUAACCAGAGGCCUCCAGAGGCAUUUGUCUUCUAGCCUCUCUUCCUUAUCAGUAGGCAGUUACCCUUCCUGUGAUGACCUCUCACCGCAGUCAGAUGACCCUGACAGCUACUCCUGUAACACUCUGCCAAGCAAAGGCCGAAAGGCUUCCAGGGAACCAAAGUACCAUGGGAAAGCAAUCAACACACUCCUGCAGUGGGUUCAAAGAUGCACAUCUAAGUACGGGGUGGAUGUGACUGACUUUGGAAAGGGCUGGAGGAGUGGUCUGGCAUUCCUUGCUAUGAUUAAGUCCAUAAACCCAGACUUGGUUGACCUAUGGGACAGCUUGUCCAGAGAGCCAAAAGAAAAUAUUCAGCAGGCCUUCAUAAUAGCCCAUCAGAGUUUGGAUGUACCGCCUCUCCUGGAGCCUGAAGAUGUGAUAUGUGCCUCACCAGAUGAGAGGUCCAUCAUAACCUACGUGUCUAUGUUCCUGGGACAUAUUUCAGGCGUAGAUGAGGGUCACACAACAGAAACUGAAGUUCCUCAUAUUCACAGUUUUGGAUUACUUGAGUCAGUCAGGUUUGGCGAGACCCUUGCUGAUGACCCACAAGCCCAAGCUUUGCUUAAAAGCUUGGGAAAGAGCAGUGAGCAGUUGCUCUGGAAGCGGUGGUCCAGGAGAUCUUCGGGGAGUCCCAGUACAACUUUCCUUCCCACCAACACAGUGGUCACCUCCAGCUUUUCCUCCAACAGCAGUAGCCAAAGCAUUACUGAUCAACGUACGGCCAAUGAUGCCAUCUUGGUGUUCAACAAAAAGAAAGGCAGGUGUCGAAGUGUUUUUCAGCCACCCAGUCCACUGGACACGGGCGUAGUAAGCAAGGAGAUCCAAUCGUGGAUGGAAAAGGGUUUAGAUCGGAGCUACAGCAAUCGAAGAGUCGAUGAAAGUUACUUUUCCAUAAGCUCUGAGGAGGGAAUCUACACCUUGUCAGCACUGGACUCAGAUGAGGAGGAUGCCUACAGCUACAUUCUAGAUCUGAAUAAAGAGGUUUUUCAAACAUACAGUCAGUUUAAAAACAAUGUCCCAAAGGUUGAAGAGGAAACAGCAGAGGAAAUGAAUGAAGAGUUGAAACACCUGGAAGCAUCUGAGAUGUUUAUUGGCGAUGAAUGUAAACACAAGGAAGGAUUCCUUCCAUCAAAUUCAGAUUUUGAGCUAGAAUCAAACGUCAGGGCUCAGUCAGUGAUUUACAGUGAGUUUGAUUUGGAUAAGAAUAAAAGUAGCCUCACAGAGAUGAUAAACAAUAGAGAUGACUUGGAGCCAGUUGGAAGUGGAUGCAAAGAGGGAUUUGAAGAGGACAAUGUAGUUAGGAGACACAGUAAUGAUAAUGGCAGUUAUUGUGAAGAAGAAAGGGGCAAGAGGCUGCAAGAUGCUAGGAAGGAUGAAUAUGACACAAGAGAAAAUGAUGCAAAGACUGUUGAGGCAAGUGAGAAGAGAAGAGUACAGGAAGAUCUGAGAAAAUUUGAGGAAGGGCAGGAUUUAAGGAAAGAAGGCUAUGUAAAGGAAGAAGAGAAGAGAAAUCUAAAAAAUGUGAUGUUGGAAAGUUUUAAGGUAGAAAUAAAUGGAAAAGUGUUGGUUGAAAGGAUCAGCGCAGCUCGAAUUAACGCAGAAGAAUACGGUUGGGGAGACAACGUGGCAAAAAGGCAUUUAACCAAGACUGGUCGAGACGAAGAAAAGAUGGGCAACACUGCUGAAGCACAUUCUGAGUCUUAUGAAACACCAGAUGGGAAAGAUAGGGAGCUACUGUUCAGGAAACACAAAGAUCUGACAACAAUAGGCCGUCCUAUAGAAACAAGUAAAGUACAUGACACUGAUGGAGGUGAUCACAUCCAUGAUGAUGACCAGAGUUGGAUUCCUGCCUGCGGUGCAACUUCUCAGUCAUUCAGUGGGGAAGGAUUCCUCCUUCAGUCUUUAGCAUCCUCUUGUGACUUGACUCCAUUAGAGCUGCAAAUGCUCUUGGUCCUGUGGAUCCUGCUCUACUGCUGCCUCAUCCUAUCUCAGAUGAACCCCUGAGUCUCCCUGCAGCGCACCCUUCUUAAUAAGAUAUGCUUAUUAGCCCAGUUUUCACUAAUGAGCCAAACGGGGGAACACUUCGAGCUGGGCUGACUCUUUAUCUGUGUCACUAAAUUUCCCUCAAGGCAACAUUAAAUGAUUAUGUUUGCUUCUUGCUGCUAGCAGAUACAAUUUGUAAUUUGCUAUAGUGUCAGAUCAACACACAAUUCUGUAAUCCCCAUUGUUACACAGAUUUUCUGCUUCUUGGUCUUACGCUACAUACAUUAUCCGACGUGGUUUUUGGGCCGUUUUUGCUCAAUGUAUUUCAGAAAAAAACACUGUUUGUGUAAUAGAUUUUCCUGGCACAAUUACUCCCUUCCAUUUCACUUGAUAAUCAGCCACAUGGUGGCAUCGCAGCUUCACAGCAGCGACUGUCUCACACGACAGACCAUCUAUACUGCAUUCUGCUGCCUGCUGAGACCUGCUGUUUAAUUAGAAGCUGUACUGACGUGCUGAGAUGAAGCUGAUAAUAUUUAAUGAGCACUUUGACAUGUCGCACACACUCACUCGGUCACUUGUGGCUUAGAAUGUAUACAGUUUCAUUAUUCUCAUCUCAGACACUGCGUGAUAGUUGCAGCGGAUGAUUAGAGCAUGCAUUUUCCAUGUCAGUUUUGUAAAUGUGCAAUAAACAAUAUUCCAACUUUUGCAUCUACAUAAAUGUGGUCCACUCCAUAAGAUAGAU
Messenger RNA from Mugil cephalus (flathead mullet), 3918 nucleotides. It is a transcript of the gene clmnb, whose product is annotated as calmin b. Lineage: Eukaryota; Metazoa; Chordata; Actinopteri; Mugiliformes; Mugilidae. Gene Ontology annotation, biological process: nuclear migration. The record is from RefSeq and is a predicted model, not a curated record. The transcript is spliced from 10 exons. Gene Ontology annotation, molecular function: actin filament binding. Gene Ontology annotation, cellular component: cytoplasm; meiotic nuclear membrane microtubule tethering complex; nuclear outer membrane. Bases 735 to 3197 code for a protein of 820 amino acids.